AUGCACAAAUUUCCACUCUGUACAACGUUAUCACUUAACAUCGCAAAUAUAAGUUUUGUCGUUCGUGGAUGCAUGGAGCAAAUAUUAGCCACUAAACUAAGAAUCGAUGGAAACUUUCAAAAAAAAGGAUGCUACAUAGUCCGUUCGAAACGAUUUUAUUCCACACUUCCUCCUUUAGAGUACAUUAUUUGUGUUUGCUCUAUUGAGUAUUGUAAUUCUGUUAUGCAGAAAUCGUUCCUGCACAAAAAUCAAUCGGAAUCUGAUCCCAUCGGUUUAGUGUCCACUGUUGAAGAUGAACGGCUAGCAGGAGCUGAAAUGCAUGAUGUGACAACUGCCUUAAUUCAUUACCUGCACUUGUUGUGA
Molecule: messenger RNA, 363 nt
Organism: Brugia pahangi
Lineage: Eukaryota; Metazoa; Nematoda; Chromadorea; Rhabditida; Onchocercidae
Source: the annotation of a GenBank genome assembly